This is a messenger RNA of Nerophis lumbriciformis (worm pipefish), 2653 nucleotides long. Lineage: Eukaryota; Metazoa; Chordata; Actinopteri; Syngnathiformes; Syngnathidae. The record is from RefSeq and is a predicted model, not a curated record.
CUGAAAACAUGUUUUAUAUUCUAGUUUCUUCAAAAUAGCCACCCUUUGCUCCGAUUACUGCUUUGCACACUCGUGGCAUUCUCUCCAUGAGCUUCAAAGCACACCUGUGAAGUGAACAGCGUCUACUUUAUAAGAUGUCUCUGGUUGACACCGUCUUCCUUCCGCCCGAUUUGUCUUGUUGAAUGUAAGACCUUGUUUGCAUUGAUCGGCUCAUAAUGAAACUGCACUUUCAUCCCCUUCCCCCACUCUUAUCCCACACUUGUCUUCAUCCUUCUAUUACUCCUCCAUUAGAUAUCUCACUCCUUCCCAAUCCCUCGCCUCUCCUAAUCUCUCCCCGUCGCCUCGUCUCUCCUCUAAGCUCCUGUCCUUCUGCUCUCCUGCUCUCUCUUCCUCUCCGUCCUUCCUGCCUCCAGAGCUCAUCUGGCAAACUGGCCGUCCAUUACGGCCGCAUGAUGGAUGCAGCGUGUUGAUGAUGGAUGAAAGUGCGGCCUUGUUCCCCCCCCCCCCCCCGCAACCAAACAGGAAGCGAUGCAUAAACUUCGCUCCCUAAUUCAUUUUCACUCUGAAAUCCUUCUUCAAGUCUGCGCUCAUCUGCAUAUUUGUCACGUUGGAGUGUGAAAUGUAACUUUCCCACUGAUUCAUGGAGCGUCGUCGUCCCUGCAAUUGUUAUUCAGUCAAUGAACUUCCUUGAGGGGAGGAGAGCGAGGAGGAGAGAGACCCCCAAAGAGGAGAGAGGGAUGGCAGAGAAAGAGGAGGAGCGAGGGGGCAGAGAUGGAGUGCUAGAAAGCCUGAGAGCUGCCUUCCAGAGAGGAGGAGAGAGGAAAGGGGAGUAGGGAUAGGAUAAGAGUGGAGAGAAAGUGUGGUUGUGUGUGUAGGUGUGUGUGUGUGUGUGUGUGUGUGUGUGUGUGUCGUACCCAACACGUGACGAAACACAUUCAGACUUCAGCAUACGGACUGGCGCCUUCGUUUCCACGACGACGUGGCAAUCAUGGGGGCUGUGGUGGGCACGCUGACCAUGCAGACCAAGCAGCAGAGGAGGCCGUCCAGCGACAAAGCUGAUGAUGACCUGGAGAUGACCAUGGUGUGCCAUCGACCGGAGGGCCUCCACCAGCUGGAGGCUCAGACCAAUUUUAGUAAACAAGAACUCCAAGUGCUCUACAGGGGCUUCAAGAACGAGUGUCCAAGUGGAAUCGUCAGUGAAGAAACCUUCAAGCAGAUCUACUCCCAGUUCUUUCCUCACGGAGACGCCAGCGCCUACGCACAUUACUUGUUUAACGCCUUCGACUCGGCGCAGACAGGAUCCAUAAAGUUCGAGGACUUUGUGACGGCUCUGUCCAUCCUGCUGAGAGGGUCCAUCACAGAGAAGCUCCAGUGGACCUUUAACCUCUACGACAUCAACCGAGACGGGUACAUCAAUAAAGAGGAGAUGACAGACAUCGUCCGGGCCAUUUAUGACAUGAUGGGGAAGUACACUUACCCGGUCUUGAGAACGGACGCACACAAGCAGCAUGUUGAUGCUUUCUUUCAGAAAAUGGACAAAAACAGAGACGGCGUGGUCACCCUGGAUGAAUUCAUCCUUUCUUGUCAAGAGGAUGACAACAUCAUGCGGUCCCUCCAACUCUUCGAGAAUGUCAUCUAGACAACAACCCGCCGGAGGAAAAGACAACAAAGACGUGACUUGCCUGGAAACUUUCUCGAAGGGGGUAUUUUGGCGAAAAGACGGCGCCUCUCUGGGACCUCCCCUCCGUGUUCAGUGUGUAAAUAUACUUUUACUUUGGUAACGUUGUGACAAAACACGAGCAAUAUCCCGUAACGCAUGCAAGAGGAAAGGUCCGCUUGGAAUACGUGCGCCGUGACGCAGGCAGCAAUAUACCGAGGGGGGUUAAAGGUCGCCCUGCAAUGUCGUCAAAAAGUGUUCCACCGCUGUCAAUGUCGUGGCAAAUGUUCGAUAUUUAAAUAGUUAUUUGUCGCUUCUUUUUUCCCUUCUCUGUGUCUUUGUACUUGGAGUUAUUGUAGCUGCAAUUACUGUUUGUUGAUGUUUGGGCGGGGGACUGACACGUUUAUGUAGUGCAUGUGUGUGUCCCAUAAUGUGAACUUCCUGUUUGACUGACUAUGGAAAAAAACAACAACAACAAAUCGUCACGUGACCAUGCACGUCUUCUCACGCUAGAGCAGACCUGGGCAAAUUAAGCUUUUCAUUCCCUAAUCAUUUUUUUUUUUUAGAUCUUUAAGAUGGAAACUGUAGCCGCCAUAAUGAUGUUGAAGUGUAUUUCUGGUCUUGUCACCCCCUCACAUAUACACACGGCAAAAAGACUGUCAGGUUCAAACACCGAACUAUCUAUUAAACGAGACAAGAAGCAAGGAAUCAGGCAGACUCAGAGUUCAAUUUCGCUCAUGAGGAGAACGCAUGGAGCUGCACACUAAGUCACAGUCUCACCCUACGCUCUAAGGCAGUGGUGCCCAACCUUUUUGUAACUGCGGACCGGUCAACGCUUGAAAAUUUUUCAUAAAAAAAUACAAUCAUGUGUGCUUACGGACUGUAUCCCUUGCAGACUGUAUUGAUAUAUAUUGAUAUAUAAUGUAGGAACCAGAAAUAUUAAUAACAGAAAGAAACAACCCUUUUGUGUGAAUGAGUGUAAAUGGGGUCGGGAGG